Scheffersomyces amazonensis is the source of this 675-nucleotide messenger RNA. RefSeq lists its product as uncharacterized. The transcript has a single exon. The coding region runs from base 193 to 570 and encodes 125 amino acids. Lineage: Eukaryota; Fungi; Ascomycota; Pichiomycetes; Serinales; Debaryomycetaceae. The record is from RefSeq and is a predicted model, not a curated record.
GUAAGUAGAGUAUGAGAAGUAAGAAUAAUGUACUACACAUACUUGAAUAUUCGUUUCUGAUUGGUGCUAAAGCUCCACCGUACUUGAGAGUUAAAAACUAUAAAUAGGGCACUUUUGGAUUAAGAAAUGGCAAAAUUCUUUUACUCAGACAUCAGAACAUCCCUAAAGACCAAUUAAUCCAGCUAGCCCAUUAUGAAGUUCAACAUUAUUUUUGCUUUGUUAUUUUUGAAUUUAAUUCACGCACAUGGCCAUCCAGUCCAGCUUAUACUUCAAGAUGGUUCAGAUAAUGAGAAGAGGCAGAUGGGCAACCAUGAUCCCGAAACUAAUCAUCCUUUGCUUAUAGCCCCCAACAAUGGCCCAAAUGAAAACGUUCAAUCGCUUAUGUCGUCAUGCUCGAUUGAUUCAUGCCCCUCAAGUACUGUGUCUACUAGCUAUACUUCUGGCCCUGCUUCGAGCUCUGCUUCUAGCUCUGCUUCCAACAACCUGAUGAUUAAUGCUGCAGGUGAAGUCAGAUUUAUAUCUUCCUAUUUCAUUCUUGCCACAUUAUCAGUUAUUAUUGUCUUGGUUUAACGACAACACUUUCAUCACAGAUAUACCCUUGAAAACUUAAAGAUCUUAAAGCAAUUAUAUACUUGUGUUUAGAGUAUGUACCUAAUUAAAAAAACUUUUUAAGCA